GUCUAAGGUAGAGUGAGAUGAGGGCACCAAGGGUGUGGUUGUGGUUCUAUUUUGACCUUAAAGAAAACACCCUACACAACAUGUACAUGACUGAAUACAACGAAGAAUUGAAGACAAACAAGCGGUUACCUACAAUACUUCUACUUUCUAGGACUUGCCACCCCGGUUGAGCGGGAAUGCGCCACUCCAUGGGACUUACAAUCUGGCUACUGUAUACCCAAAGUGCUUCCAUUGAUCCGAGUCCAUUCAGUUCAAUCGCAAGGCCCGGGCGAACGUGCCUUUAUUUUGCUCCCUCCCUCCUUCCCUCGAACUCUCUUCCCCUUCUAUUACACUUAUGGUGUUUGUUUCCACCCCUUGAAACGCUUCCCCUGCCAGUGGAAGUCACAUUCCCGCCUUCUCUCCCUCUCCCUUUCCCCUCCCCUCAUUCCGAGCCGAUUCUUCUUGGACGCCUGCCUAUUCCGUCGACGGCUGCGGCAGCGGUAUCGGUAUCGGUAUCGGUAUCAAGGGCUCGCGUGAGAAGCUUGCAGAAGAGUGCGAGAUCCGAUGUGCUAUACAGUAAGAUCGCGCCACGCCGCCACUUACUUCCAAGCACCCGACUUCGAGCGGGAUGAAUUGUUUUGGACGGGUUCAACUUACGGCGUGUGGUGCGUCGAAACAUGAGGCUACUAGCUGCUGUGCUCGCUUGUGACGCUUAUCGUUUCUUAGUCUUAUUUGGCUACUAUGUGAUGCUGCGCUGUCACUAGUAGCUGGAGACUAAAGUACCUGUACUCAUGGUUUGUGUACUUAUUGCCAGUCGAACGGUUUUAUUUUUUUGUGUGUGUCUUGAUGGUUUGCAAUUAUUUGGAACCCGGUUCGCGGAGGUCAUGCGCUGUUGUGAAAUGUUUUGCGUGUUUGAAGUUGAGUGGUAGGAUGGUCCCGCUUAUGUCCCCUGAGUAAUUCUAUUAUCCGUCCGAGUCCUCAUGGAACACAAAACGUCCAGCAAGGCGGACCGGAGAGUCUCGUUCAGAGUCAUAUCUGAAGUUUGGUAUGAUGAUAGCGGCUUUCCCGCCCGAGAAUUACGAUCGAAGUUGAAAUCGACUAACGCAUGGAGUACCCGGUAAAAGGUAAUUGCAAAUCUGGACGCCAAGUUUCAGGAUGUCCUAUCAUAAAGGUCAAGAGCUUGG
Molecule: messenger RNA, 1163 nt
Organism: Somion occarium
Lineage: Eukaryota; Fungi; Basidiomycota; Agaricomycetes; Polyporales; Cerrenaceae
Source: the annotation of a GenBank genome assembly